AUAAAUAGCCGCCUCCCAGCCCAGGAGAAGCCGGGAGAAGUUUCCAGGCGCGCGUCCCCGGGGUUUAUUAAGCUCCUGGCUCCAGUCUAGAGCUCAGUCGAUCUGGCUGCCAGCCUGGGCAGCCUCGGAGGACGGGUGACUUGCUGAUUUCUGCUGAGGGGUCCGGAGUGGGGGGACCCUCUGGGAUUCUGCAGCUCCAGCCGGGGUCGCCUCUGAUAGCUGGAGUGUCUUGGGGGCGGUUCGGACUCCAGUCUGGUGGGUUCCUCGGUCUUUGGAAGUGUAUGAUUCUGCUUCAGGGUCCCUGGCCGAAGAGCAGCGUUUUCUGAGGCUGAAGAAUUUGCUUUGAAAACCAGCCAAUCCACCAUUGCCUUGCUGCGUGAUCUUGGGCAGGUGGCUUUCACCUUCUGAGCCUCAGUUUCCCCCUCAAGCUCCCCAGCCACCAUGGCUGAUGGUCAGCUACCCUUCUCCUGCCACUACCCAAGCCGCCUCCGCCGAGACCCCUUCCGAGACUCGCCUCUGUCCUCCCGCCUGUUGGACGAUGGCUUUGGCAUGGACCCCUUCCCCGACGACUUGUCUGCCCCUUGGUCCGACUGGGGUCUGCCUCGGCUCUCCUCGGCCUGGCCGGGGUCCCUGAGGUCGGGCAUGGUGCCCCGGGGACCCACCACCGCAGCCAGGUUUGGGGUCCCCGCCGAGGGCAGGAGCCCCCCACCCUUCCCUGGGGAGCCCUGGAAAGUGUGUGUCAACGUGCACAGCUUCAAACCAGAGGAGCUGAUGGUAAAGACGAAGGACGGAUACGUGGAGGUGUCUGGCAAACACGAAGAGAAGCAGCAUGAAGGUGGCAUCGUUUCCAAGAACUUCACCAAGAAAAUCCAGCUUCCUGCAGAAGUGGAUCCCGUGACGGUCUUUGCCUCGCUUUCCCCAGAGGGCCUGCUGAUCAUUGAAGCUCCCCAGAUUCCCCCUUACUCACCCUUCGGAGAGAGCAGUUUCAACAACCAGCUUCCCCAAGACAACCAGGAAGUCACCUGCACUUGAGACCCCAGUCUUGGCCCAUCCUUGUCCCCUCCCCAAUCCCAGGGCUUCUCUGAUUCCAGGGUACAUCACCUUAGCAGAACUAAUAGACUUAGUGUGAGUAAAAUGUUGGGGGGAUGGAUGGACCCCAGAUUCCGUGGAGAGUGUGGUAGAGGGUUCUCCAAAGAUGGUGCAAUUGGCAAGUCAUGCUCAGUUGCAUUAGGCCAAAAUGCUGGGAGUUUUUCUUUCUUUACCUUUCCUAUCUUGAUACAAACAUUGCACAUUCUAUAGCUGCAAAACAAAUAGAAAGGGGACUUAACAUUUCACAUGGUAUCUUAACCUUAUGGCUUAAUGCAAGGGUUGCUUUUCUCUGGGAACCUCCCCAUGACCCGGCUUCCUAUUCUAAACUCCCAGUUUCUGUGCCUGCCCCAGGAUUUGGUUGAUGGAACCCAUUAGCUCACCCCACUGUGUUCCUGUAGUUCUGGUCUCCAAAGGGUUGUAGGCAGAUCUUACAUCUCCACUCAUGAUUUAUCCACCAACCACAUAAAACAGUGCCUUCUGCCCUCCAUCCAGGCAUUUACAACAUGUUCCCAAGCUGGCACUCCCCAAGUAGUCUGGAAGUCCGUCCAUUUAUUCUCUGGCUAAGAUUUCCCCUUUCUUUUGUCCCCUGUGUCCAAGACUGGAUUUUUCCAGAGUUGGCUGUCUGGAGACAGCCCCACCAGGAACCAAGCAAAGGCCAGACAGCCUGGCAGACAGGCUAGUGGUAUUGUGUAUAUGGAUGGGACAUGUGUGUCAUUGUUGUUUGAGUUGUGCUGUUGUUUAGGAGGGAAAUAGUAAAUAAUAAUAAUAAAGGAGCUGAUGUUCUUAGG
Choloepus didactylus (southern two-toed sloth) is the source of this 1877-nucleotide messenger RNA. It is a transcript of the gene HSPB8, whose product is annotated as heat shock protein family B (small) member 8. The record is from RefSeq and is a predicted model, not a curated record. Gene Ontology annotation, cellular component: cytoplasm; nucleus; protein folding chaperone complex. The transcript has 3 exons. Lineage: Eukaryota; Metazoa; Chordata; Mammalia; Pilosa; Megalonychidae. Gene Ontology annotation, molecular function: protein homodimerization activity. Gene Ontology annotation, biological process: cellular response to unfolded protein. The coding region runs from base 442 to 1032 and encodes 196 amino acids.